AAAACGAGGCUGGGUUGCUGGGAUAAACUUUCCUCAACUUUUAGAUCUAUUUCACAAAUCAUGUGUUACUGUUAUUAUAAGUUUUAUCCUAUAUCAACAUUUAUCAAAGCCUUCCUUGGUGCAGAAGAAAAUACUUCAUUAUGGGAUGUGGGAGUAGUACACCAGAUACUAAUGGUGGUCGAAAGUCACCAUCAAAGCAAUCCUCUACAGAUUUGACCACACAACGAAUGGUUCAAUCAAAUACUGCAAUUAAACAACCAUCCCAAGCAAAGGAACAUGUGCAGGAGGAUGACACUAAUGGUGCAGAUGAAGAGAAUCAAGUUAACAAUGAACACCCAGGGAAAGUUCAUACUCAAGAUAUUGAACCAUGUGAUUUGGAUAUGUCAAAAAGUGUUGAAGUAAAUAAAGUUAUUCAAAAUGAGGAACCUGAUAAUGAGCCAAAUUCCUGUCAACUGUACAACAUGGUUGACCAUGCAGAUAAUGCAAUAUCUAAUCAGUCAAUUCAAAUCAACACAGCUGAUGAACCUAGUACAACAGCAUAUGAACACCCAUCAUGUGAUGAUGCUAAACAAAGUGAAUCUAAAUCAUCAAUUGUCAAUGAAAUUUCUAAUAUCCAUGACUCCUCAAAAACAAAUACUGUUGAGCUGAAAUCAAAUAGAACCAUUCUACCCCAUCUUCGUUCACACGGCUCCUGUCGGUCAAUGAACGCAGUGAAGACCGAGCGUGCGAAGAUGAUUCUACUCCCCAUUGAUAAAAAACAUAUCAUAAAUGACAAUUCAAAUACACCAACAUCACAUACCAACUCCAAUGACCAGUUGAAACUUGAAAAGGCUGAAGUGCCUGUUGAAGAUACUAAUACUAAGUCUAUUGAACAUCUUGACAAAUUAGAAACUACUAGUACUACACCUCCAACAGGAGGAUCAGAUGCAGAGACUAUUAUAGUAAAUGAUACAACUCAAGAGGAACUUAACACAAACCAGUCAAAUGAUACAGUUAAAGAGGAACCUAACACAAAUGAUAACACGAAAGAUGAACUUAAUACAAAUAACUCAAAUGAUACAACUGAAGAGGACAUGAACACAAACCAGUCAAAUGAUGCAACUGGCGAGGAAUCAAAAACAAAUCAGUCAAAUGAUACAAUUAAAGAGGAACUUAACACAAUUGAUACUACUAAAGAUGAACUAAACACAAAUAACUCAAAUGAUACUGGAGAGGAACUAAAAGCAAUAGCAAAAAGGCAGCAAGAUUUUGCCUCUGGAAAUAGGUUAAUAUCAGAGUUAGUGAAUGCUGAAGAAUUGCUGAAGCUUGCCAACAAGGAUGUGAGAAGACUAACAUUAUUAAGGGCUCCACCUUACAGACUGAAAUUGAAAGAUCUGUUGAAGAAGUUGGAAUAUUUAACAGAGUUAGACUUGUCUGGUAACAGCAUGGGACCACAGGGCUUUAGGGCUAUAAUGUUUGCUCUUUGUAACAACUCCACAUUGACACACCUCAAUAUAGCAGGAAAUCAGACUGAUACAGAUAGCGCAGCGUCCAUUGGCAAGAUGCUGAGCUGCAAUAAUAGUCUCAUGUACCUGGAUAUAUCAGGAAACAGUCUUGGUAAAGACUUCCUUUCAAGAUCUGUGGCAUCUGGCUUGAAGGUGAACACCUCACUCCAAGUCUUCAAGCUACAAAGUUGUGGGAGUUCGGACUUGACAGCUAUGCUUGAGUCAUUGGUGGAGAAUACAUCACUUCAACAUCUGGAUAUCAGUAGCAAUGCAUUGGUAGAUGGUACAAAAUCUGGCAGACUCAUUGCUGAAAUCAUACUGAGCAAAGCCAGCAGGUUGUGUACCUUAGAGAUGAGGAGCUGUGGGAUAACAGCUGAGGGGAUGUCACAUAUAGGAGAGGCCCUGAAACAUAAUGAAACACUUUCUCUAGUCAAUAUGGGCAGUAAUCAGGGUUCUAGUUUAGCAUCAUUGAUGGAUACUCUCUGUGUUUGCUUGGAGCAUUCAAAGUUGCAGACAGUUCACCUUGAUGACAUGAAAUGUACUGAUGCAUCACCAUGGAAACCAGUUUCAGAAAAAUGUUCAGGUUUGAGCUGUGUAGAAACAUUGGGUUUAUCAAACUGUGGCCUCAAUGAUGACGUCAUGAAAACAUUCUCCACGUGGAUGGGAAACAGCUUAUCUAAACUACGAGAGCUGAACUUAUCAAAUAAUCCAGAACUCACAGAAACUUCAUUGGCAUCAUGGAGAGCUACAGGAACAUCUCUUGAGAAGUUACAAUGGGGUCUAAAUAAUGGUGCCAAAAUUCAACCAAUCCUUGAAUCAUCAUUUACAAAAUUAAAAGAAUUAAACAUUCGUAAGUGCAAGAUGUCGCCACUUGAUGUCUCCACCUUGACACCUAUAGUUCGAGGAGAGAAGAUACAGAUGCUGAAUCUCGAUGGGAUAAAACUUUCUGGAAGUGAUGCUUUAUCUGCCUUAUUAGGGAAAGGAUGUAAUCUUCAUUCUCUCAGCCUAGCAGGAUGUGCCCUGAAUGACAAUGACCUUGCCCCUGUCUCCCAUGCAUUGAAAUCUGGUGUCCCCUUAUUCACCAUCAAGAUGUCAGCCAAUAGGAUCUCAGAUGUUGGUGUAAUCCUGCUGGUGGAAGGCUUGAAGACUUCUCAGAGUCAAACACUGGAAUUGUUAGACUUGGCAAAUAAUAAAAUAGAAGAUGAUGGUUGCGUUCAGUUAGCGGAGUUCUUCAAAUCCCAAUCUCAGUGUAAGAUACACACCCUGCUACUCAACAGUAAUGCUAUAGGUUCAGUAGGAGUGAAAGCUCUUGUUGAAUGUCUACACAAAGAUACAAGUCUCACCAUUCUUCAGCUGAGCAACCAGCGGGCAAGCUUUGAAGAGGAGGAGAUUGAAGAGCUCUUUGAGGCGUUGAGGGUAACUCUUGGAUAUGAGGCAAUCGGGGAGGAUAGCCUGUGUACACUCCCAUACUUGAAACAUGGACUACAACUGCAGUUACUCAAUAUGGGGGGUGAUCCAGGUAGCUUAGGGCGGUCAAUUGACUGUGCAGCAAUUGCAACAGACUACAGGAAGCACAAGCUACCCUUAUUGACAUUCAGCCAUGCACUCCAGAUUGCUGCAUGUUUGAAAGGAAAUGAUACUGGUGAGUGUCUCUUAACUGAGGAGGAAUGGAAUAGUAUAGUAGGCAUGGACAAACGUGCACCAACUUGGUUACAGCUAUGUGAGCACAGAGACAGAGCAGUGUAUCUGUCCAGCCUCCCAGCCAGUGUUACCACACAGAAACUGGAAGGCAUGCUUGAGAUGGAAGCAGAUUGCUCAAUUAAUGAGAUAUGCCUCAUGAAAGACCCAGUGCUUCAGAAGAAUAAUGGGCUUGCUUGGGUUCUCAUGGCUGAUGUUGAUUCUGUUCAUAGAGCAUUGGACUUCUUUAACACAGGACAGGCAGUUAUGUUUGGUCAAGCUUUCACUAUCAGCCACUUGGAGGUUUGUGUAGAUGAUGAAGCUAAUGACUCAGCGGCUGCAGUUGCAAGGAGAGAUAUGGCACAAAGACUUGAGACACGUCGUAAAGAUGAACAAUCCCACAAUGCAUUACUGCUACAGAGUGCUGCAGAGUCAAAGGCUCGUCAUGAGUACCGCGCUCUCCACCCUGCCUAUGCUGAUGGCAGAAUAUGGUAGAUGAACUUGUAAAAAUGGCGAAAACAGUGUUCCCUACAAAAUUAAACUGAGUGGAUAUUUAUUUAAAAAUGGAGGACUUUAAAAUGUCGAGCUGGUGGAAAUUAGAUCUCAGAUUGUAUUCAAGAUAAAGGGAAUUUAUUUAUUUUGUAUGCAGGAUUUAUUUUACAACUGGGUGCUGGCACCAUAACAUUUUCGAAGAAUUACUACUCUACUGAUCCAAUUGAAACAAUAUAUAAAAUUGUCUAUUAUGUCCAAUUUUGUGCCAAAUAUUACUACCUUAAAUUGAAUAAAAAAAUGUUUUUUUAUCAAAAUAA
Owenia fusiformis is the source of this 3970-nucleotide messenger RNA. NCBI's taxonomy places the organism in Eukaryota, Metazoa, Annelida, Polychaeta, Sabellida, Oweniidae. The record is from the annotation of a GenBank genome assembly.